AUGUCUCAGGAUCCUCUUAGUCGUGCAGAAACGGGGGAUCUGUCCAAGUUUUCACGACUCGAGGCUUCCCUUGUAAAUGCUGCCGUUGAACCACGCCCGAACUCAAGAUCACAGAACGACGUCGACCGACAUGCCCAAAAAUCCGAUCUCGGCGUCAAUGAACUAGAAUUUGAUUUUGAAGUUGACAUCAACCACUAUCCAUUAGGAAAUCUCCACUCUCUUCAACAGGUUUUUGACGCCGUUCAGUACAACCACCAUCUGCAGAAUGGAGGUAAUUUUUCCUCGGAAACCCGUAUAAAAUGUCUCCAGGUCGACUCACAAGGUGGAGAUUGGCAAACAUUAGACCAGAAGGACAUGGGCAAUCUUCUGCAACAAUCCAACUCCUCAAAAGGACGCAAAAUGCUAGUUUUUUUCGUGCCUCUGGUACCCGCCGAAGGGACUUCAUUUGGGUCGCGGGCUUUGAUAACCCGGGAGAAUGCAAAUGAUCUUAUGAAGACCUUGAAGAUCAACCCAGCCUUUCUCCUCAACCUGAUUGGCAGACCUGAUUACUGGGCACCUCAGAAGCACAUGGAAGCAGACCAUAAUGGGAGCUUGGUGGCUUGCGAUUUGUUCUGCCAACACCCUCGCUGGAAUCUCCACGUCCAAGGAUCUCCCACGUCAGUUUACAUGCGGUAUGAUGUUAGACGCGACUUGACAACGUACAUCAUUUCACACAAGGAGUCUGAUACGUCCAUCAAGACACUCCAUUCUCUUCUAAAUAUUGCACUCAACACCGCCUCAGAUACCCAGAAGACCGCUGUCUUUAUGGACGACCCCUUCGAUAUACAUGUCAUUCUAUCCAAUCUCUCCUUUGAAGCUUCAAAAUACCACGUCAAGAGAUUCCAGCGAUUCAUGUGGACACAAAUCAACAAAGUCGAUGACCACCUCGCUGGCCUCGAGACUAGCGAUCGAGCAAAGCUCGGGGAGCUUACUAAACAACUCCAGAUCAUCUCAAAAAAUGCAGACUCGCAUAUUGCAAAUGCGGAUGUGGCCAUAAUCACAGCCACAGCUAUCCGCGAUGUCCACUACCGCCUCAUCACCUCGCUUCCGCGUUCCAAUCCCUUCAUCCUACAGCGAGUGGAGGAUUCGAUAUCCUAUGUUAUCGCCUCAAUGGAGAAGCAAAAGAUUUGGUUUCUGAACUACAAGCAACGCAAAGACAGCACGAUGUCUCUGGUCUACAAUCUCGUGACACAGCAGGAUGCGGCGAAUAAUAUUCAAAUCUCGCACAGCAUGAAGCAAGACUCAACAUCUAUGAAUGCGAUUGCCGCUCUGACUAUGGUCUUUUUACCGGGUACGUUUGCUGGCACGCUCGUUGGUGCUGGUGUAUUCGGAGGAGCGAUUCAAGAAAAGGUGUGGCUUAUUUGGGCCGCCAUUACCAUUCCUCUGACAUUGCUGGUAAUGUUAUGCUGGUGGCUAUAUCAGAAGACAAAGCAUCCCAUGGUUUUUGGGACGUCCAUUUUACGUGGUAAAGAAAGGACUGAGCCACAAGAUAUGAGACCUAGGCGGUUUAGCGCAUUUUCCUUUCGGAGUGGGAAGAGUGCGAGGACGGAGAAGGACAUAUAA
Penicillium longicatenatum is the source of this 1602-nucleotide messenger RNA. RefSeq lists its product as uncharacterized. The record is from RefSeq and is a predicted model, not a curated record. NCBI's taxonomy places the organism in Eukaryota, Fungi, Ascomycota, Eurotiomycetes, Eurotiales, Aspergillaceae. The coding region runs from base 1 to 1602 and encodes 533 amino acids. The transcript has 5 exons.